CUCUUACACAUACCAAAAAAACAACAAAUUAUACUACUACUACUACUAGUACAUUUUAUCAAUACCACAGAUCCAAACCUCUUUUCACAUUUCCCACUCUACCCGAAAUCUUAUACUUAACCUUCUAUACACAAAAAUCAAACCAAAAAUUAAAAUAAAAGACUAGCUAGCUAGUUUAAUUUAAUUUGUAGGUCGAUCACUUUUGAUAUUAUUAUUAUGGAAUUACAACCUCCAGGGACCGAUACGGCCACGGCCGAACAGAUCAUCCUUAGAUGGGACUCAACAGCUUCUGAAGAUGCCAGGUUCCGAAUGAUCUUCGAAGGCGAUCGCCAAGAAAUCAACCGUUACUUGCUAGCUGUGGAUCAAAUCCAACAAUCCUUAAACUCGACUACACUCUCAGAUGACGAGUCAAAGAAGGCCCAUAACGCGAUCCAGAUCGCUAUGGCGCGUUUAGAAGACGAGUUUCGUAGCAUUUUGAUAACGAACUCGACUCCUAUUGAGACCGAGGCAGUCACUGACUCGGUCUCAUCGGCUCAUCUGACUCCGAGGACCACUCCUAGAACUAGUAGUUGUAGGAGCGAGUCCCCGGAGAAAGAUGAUCAUCAUAGUACUAGCAGUGGGCCCAAAAAUGAAUCUAUUUCUAGAAUUAGUUCUGCUUCAUUUACACAAAGAAAUGAAAGAAGUGUGACAUAUGCAAGCUGUAGAUCCAUGAAUAGUAUCAGGGAACAAGAUCUAAUUCCCCAAGAGAGCGUAUCAGAUCUUCGUUCCAUCGCUGAACGAAUGAUCGCGGCCGGCUACUUUAGAGAAUGUGUUCAAGUGUACGGAAGCGUUAGAAAAUCGGUUGUGGAUGGAAGCUUUAAGAAGCUAGGAGUUGAGAAGUUAAGUAUAGGUGAUAUCCAACGCCUCGAGUGGGAGGCUUUGAACACGAAAAUAGGUAGGUGGAUUCGAGCGGCUAAAGUUUGCAUUCGAGUUUUGUUCUCAAGUGAGAAGAAACUGUGUAAACAGAUAUUUGAAGAUCUAGGUACAUCAUCCGCGGAUGACGCCUGUUUCAUGGAAACAGUUAAAUCCCCGGCGACCCAGCUGUUUAACUUCGCUGAAGCCAUCAGUAUAAGCAGAAGGUCGCCGGAGAAGCUAUUUAAGAUUCUAGAUUUGCACGAUUCGCUACUAGAUUUGUUGCCUGAUAUUGAUGAUGUGUUUGAUUCGAGACCAGCUGAGUCGAUUAGAGUCCAGGCGACUGAGAUAUUGUCUAGAUUAGCUGAGGCCGCUAGAGGGAUGCUGUCCGAGUUUGAAAAUGCUGUUCUUAGAGAACCUUCCAAGGUUCCUGUUCCUGGAGGGACGAUUCAUCCGUUAACAAGGUAUGUGAUGAAUUACGUAAGCUUGAUUUCGGAUUACAAGCUGACUUUAGGAGAAUUGAUUGUUUCUAAACCAACGACCGGAUCUAGACACUGUGAUUCCACUGCUCCAGAAAUGGAUUUUAGUGAACAUGAAGGGCAAUCGCCGUUAGCUCUUCAUUUGAUUUGGAUAAUCACUAUCUUGCAAUUCAAUUUGGAAGGGAAAUCGAAACACUAUAAAGACAACUCACUGGCUCAUUUGUUCAUUAUGAAUAAUGUUCAUUACAUUGUUCAAAAGGUCAAAGGGUCAUUAGAGUUAAGGGAAAUGAUUGGGGAUCAGUACUUAAGAACUCUAACUAGGAUCUUUAGGCAGGCUGCCACGAAUCACCAACGAGCAACUUGGAUAGGGGUAUUGCAUUGUUUGAGAGACCAAGGAUUACACUCGACUGGAAGUUUCUCAUCCGGGGUUUCAAAGAGUGCAUUAAGAGAGCGGUUUAAGUCCUUUAACGUCAUAUUUGAUGAAGUCCAUAGGACGCAAGCGUUAUGGCUCAUACCUGAUGAGCAACUUCGCGAGGAGCUAAGGAUCUCAAUUUUGGAGAAACUGGUCCCUGCUUAUCGGUCGUUCCUUGGGAGAUAUGGGAAUCAUAUUUCUGAUAAUUACAUCAAGUACACUGUGGAAGAUCUUGAGAAUGCGGUGUUGGAUUUGUUCGAAGGGUAUGCAGUUUCUCAGCACUCUAGGAGAAGAUCACAGUGAAAGAAACAGACUAUUGUAGGAUACGAUUUUUUGAUUUUUUUUGGUAUAAAAAAGAGGAAGCUUGAUAGUCACUUCUCCCCUGAUUUAUUGUCGUCCUAAAGUUUUUACUGGCACAAAUCCAUGCACGAGUCACACAAAUCACAACAACAAUCAAGAAAUUCAAGACAAGCAAAAGCAGUGCAGAGUUGAGCGAUAGCAAGAAAACAUUGCGAGUUUUUGAGUUCAGAUAAGCAUCUCCAACAACCCGAACUAGCCACAACCCCAUAAAACGAUGAUGCAGCAUUCAUCACUAUUGUUGCAGCACGGGUUAAUUUUUCAUUUUCGAUUCCUGGAGGUAGAUUUGUAGCAGUGGCCUUCAAGUUGCCAAAUCCAACACUUAUCUGCCUCAUGUAUAUCGCCUUCUGAUUCAUUGAUUUUGAACUCUUCUACAGUACAAUAAACAUUGUUCAGGUAUUAGCAGUUAUAUAAAUUCAAAACAUAUAAAUUAUAAAAAUUAGUUAUCCA
Molecule: messenger RNA, 2589 nt
Organism: Erigeron canadensis
Lineage: Eukaryota; Viridiplantae; Streptophyta; Magnoliopsida; Asterales; Asteraceae
Product: exocyst complex component EXO70A1-like
Exons: 2
Coding region: 217-2085 (622 amino acids)
Biological process (GO): exocytosis
Cellular component (GO): exocyst
Molecular function (GO): phosphatidylinositol-4,5-bisphosphate binding
Source: RefSeq, a predicted model, not a curated record